Messenger RNA from Oreochromis aureus, 1967 nucleotides. RefSeq names its product serine/threonine kinase 25b (gene stk25b). The record is from RefSeq and is a predicted model, not a curated record. Bases 389 to 1660 code for a protein of 423 amino acids. The transcript is spliced from 11 exons. Gene Ontology annotation, biological process: protein phosphorylation. Gene Ontology annotation, molecular function: ATP binding; protein kinase activity. Lineage: Eukaryota; Metazoa; Chordata; Actinopteri; Cichliformes; Cichlidae.
AAACUUCGCGCAUGCGUUCUCGAUCUGGGCCAUUAUUUUGUCCUCCUCAAGCUUCAAUUGAACAACGGGCUAAGCGCUUCUUGAAAUGAAUUAAUUAUUAAUUCACGGAAAGAGCUAUUUUUCCCCUCUGUUUCGGACCACCGAUACUCAUGGAGUCUCUCGGUCAGUAGCUCGGCUGCUCAGUCCUCCGUUUUACCCGGAGGCCGAAAACAGUGCGCGGAGUGACAGCCCCGUUAAAGCCAGGAGACUGGGUGUUUAUCUAGUUGGCUAGCCAGCCUAGCUAGCUUCCUAGACAGCUACGAGGGGAGGAAAAACCCGAAAGGACAAUUUAUUGACUAUUGGAAGACAGGACUGUGGCCGUCCCUCUCCCGUCCAACCAGCCGAGGGGAUGGCACACCUUCGAGACAUGCAGAACCAGAAUACUCGGUUGGACCCUGAGGAGUACUUCACCAAGCAGGAGCGGAUCGGCAAGGGUUCGUUUGGAGAGGUCUACAAAGGCAUCAACAACCGCACAAAGGAGGUGGUGGCCAUUAAAAUUAUAGACCUGGAGGAGGCAGAGGAUGAGAUAGAAGACAUUCAGCAGGAGAUCACGGUGCUGAGCCAGUGCGACAGUCCUUAUGUUACAAAGUAUUAUGGCUCAUAUCUGAAGGGAACAAAGCUGUGGAUUAUCAUGGAGUAUUUAGGUGGAGGAUCUGCUCUGGAUCUACUGCGUCCAGGGCCUCUUGAAGAAACUUACAUUGCUACUAUACUGAGGGAAAUACUAAAGGGGCUGGAGUAUCUGCACUCUGAAAGGAAGAUUCACAGAGAUAUCAAAGCUGCCAAUGUGCUCUUGUCAGAGCAGGGUGAUGUGAAGCUAGCAGAUUUUGGGGUGGCGGGACAGCUGACAGACACUCAGAUCAAGAGGAACACAUUUGUCGGCACGCCUUUCUGGAUGGCCCCAGAGGUCAUUAAGCAGUCAGCCUACGACUUUAAGGCUGAUAUCUGGUCUCUGGGCAUCACCGCCAUUGAGUUGGCCAAAGGGGAACCCCCCAACUCUGAUCUACACCCCAUGAGAGUCCUCUUCCUAAUCCCCAAAAACACUCCACCCACAUUGGAAGGCCCUUACAGCAAACCCUUUAAAGAAUUUGUAGAGGCUUGUCUAAAUAAAGACCCCCGUUUUAGGCCAACAGCCAAAGAGCUUCUGAAACACAAGUUUAUCACACGUUACACCAAGAAGACAGCUUAUUUGACAGAGCUGAUUGACCGCUACCGCCGCUGGAAAUCAGAGGGACACGGGGAGGAGUCCAGCUCUGACGACUCGGACAUGGAUGCUGAUGGUGACGUAGAUCAGUGUCCCAUGUGGACCUUCCCCACAGUCAGGCCCACCUCUAUGAACAAGUUACAGAAGGGCUACACGCACACAGAUUCAGAGUCAGGAGAUUCUGUGAAAAGGCAACCAAAGUCACAGUGCUUGUCUGCUUUGGUAACACCCACCUUCAGAGAGUUGAAGGAGAAGCGGCGGGCAAGUGGCGGCGGAGUAGGAGCCAUUGAGGAACUGGAGAAUGCCUUCAACCUGGCAGAGGAGUCCUGUCCGGGCAUCUCUGACCGUCUCGUUACACAUGUGAUGGAAAGAGUGUGCAGGUUUUCUUUAAAUGGUAACACCACCCCGUCUUCGCGGUGAAAGCCCUGCUGGAUGUAACGUGACCCUUCGACCCUUUUUCAGUCCCCCUCCCCCCCAAAUCCACGCAGCUUCUCAGAUAAGGACCACAGACGAAUCCCCACCCACCUCCAUCCCCUCAUACCUGUACACCCUUCCAAGUCCAGCCCCUGAAGAGAUCUUUUAAUUAGUUAUAAUUAAAUAUUUUUACAGUUUUUCUUUAUGAGCGGAGAGUAUUUAAGACAAAAAAGCCAUGACAGUUAGAGCGUUGUGUAUACCUGUUAGUGGAAAAAAAACAACUAUAAUAAAGUCUAUGGAAAAUGUUCCAUUA